Anopheles marshallii is the source of this 1110-nucleotide messenger RNA. It is a transcript of the gene Wdr92, whose product is annotated as dynein axonemal assembly factor 10. Lineage: Eukaryota; Metazoa; Arthropoda; Insecta; Diptera; Culicidae. The transcript is spliced from 2 exons. The record is from RefSeq and is a predicted model, not a curated record. Gene Ontology annotation, molecular function: ubiquitin binding. The coding region runs from base 1 to 1110 and encodes 369 amino acids.
AUGGAUUCCGUACAGAUGAUAUCGCACAUUGAAAAAUCGCUCAACUACUCGGUGUACGACGUCAAGUGGAUUCCUUGUACAGCCAAAUUCGUGGUCAUAGGUUCGAAACCGAAAGGCACGGGAACGGUGCAAAUUUACGAGCUAAAUCGUGGCACGCUCGAUCUAGUCAGGGAGACGGAAAAGGAGAAAUCGAUAAAAUGUUGCUCGUUCGGUGCGUCCAAGCUUCGUACCGAGCAUCUGGCGGUGGGUGAUUUUGCAGGCAAGCUUGCGAUUUACGAUCUGGACCGGCUCGAAACGCCCGUGUAUGAGGUGAACGCACACGAAGGAAUCAUCAACACGAUCGAUGCGAUCGGAGGAUCGACGGUGAACUGUGGUGCGCCGGAAAUUGUCACCGGUGGGCGGGAUGGUUCGGUGAAGGUGUGGGAUCCCCGUCAGCCGAACGAUCCGGUCGCGAACAUCUGUCCGGCGAGUGAGAAUAUGAAUGAACGGCGCGAUUGUUGGGCGGUUGGAUUUGGCGAUUCUUACAAUCCAGUGGAACGAGUAGUUUGCUCCGGAUACGACAACGGUGAUCUGAAACUGGUCGAUUUGCGGAACUUGAAGCUGCGCUGGGAAACGAACGUAAAGAAUGGUAUCUGUUCGGUUGAGUUCGACCGGAAGGAUAUACGCAUGAACAAGCUGGCUGUGAGUACGUUGGAAGGUGGUUUGUUUGUGUACGAUAUGCGUACGCAACAUUCGGAGAAAGGAUUUGCUUCGGUAAGAGAAAAAACCGUAGGUCAAUCGCUCGGCACGAAUGGUGUUAUCAGCGGGGCGAAGUCGACCGUCUGGACAGUUAAGCAUCUGCCACAGAACAGGGACAUUUUCAUCACCGGCGGUGGAUCGGGAAAUGUUCGUGUAUGGCUUUACCACUAUCCGGAGAAACGUACCAAAACAUUAUCCGAUGGACAAGAACAAGGUGUAGCUGGAUCGCUGGAAAUGCUCCACGCAACAACGCUUUCCACCCAACCUGUGCACACGUUUGACUGGAGCCCGGAUCGACAGGGUUUGGCCGUGUGUGGAUCGUUCGAUCAGACCGUGCGUGUGUUGAUUACUACCAACCUGAACUUACAUUAA